Molecule: messenger RNA, 2524 nt
Organism: Orycteropus afer afer
Lineage: Eukaryota; Metazoa; Chordata; Mammalia; Tubulidentata; Orycteropodidae
Source: RefSeq, a predicted model, not a curated record
UAAAAAUGAUUCCUUUCUUAGCUAUAUUUUCCCUACUCUUGCUGUUCAUUUUUAACCCUGCAGAUGCCAAUGGUCAUUAUGACAAGAUUUUGGCUCAUAGCCGUAUCAGAGGCCGGGACCAGGGUCCAAAUGUCUGUGCCCUUCAACAGAUUAUAGGCACCAAAAAGAAAUAUUUAAGCACUUGUAGGAACUGGUAUCAAGGUGCCAUCUGUGGGAAAAAAACGACUGUACUAUAUGAAUGUUGCCCUGGUUAUAUGAGAAUGGAAGGAAUGAAAGGCUGCCCAGCAGUUAUGCCUAUUGACCAUGUUUAUGGUACUCUGGGCAUUGUGGGGGCCACCACAACACAGCGCUAUUCUGAUGUCUCCAAACUGAGGGAAGAGAUCGAAGGAAAGGGGUCAUUCACUUACUUUGCACCAAGUAAUGAGGCUUGGGAGAACUUGGAUUCGGAUAUCCGUAGGGGUUUGGAGAGCAAUGUAAAUGUUGAAUUAUUGAAUGCUUUACAUAGCCACAUGGUUAAUAAAAGGAUGUUGACCAAGGACUUGAAAAAUGGCAUGAUUCUUCCUUCGAUGUAUAAUAAUUUGGGGCUUUUCAUUAACCAUUAUCCUAAUGGGGUUGUCACUGUUAACUGUGCUCGAAUCAUCCAUGGGAACCAGAUUGCAACAAAUGGUGUUGUACACGUAAUUGACCGUGUCCUUACACAAAUUGGCACUUCCAUUCAAGACUUCAUUGAAGCAGAAGAUGACCUCUCAUCUUUUAGGGCAGCUGCCAUUACAUCUGAUAUAUUGGAGACCCUUGGAAGAGACGGUCACUUUACGCUCUUUGCUCCAACCAAUGAGGCUUUUGAGAAACUCCCCCGAGGGGUCCUAGAAAGGAUCAUGGGAGAUAAAGUGGCUUCUGAAGCUCUGAUGAAGUACCACAUUUUAAAUACUCUCCAGUGUUCUGAGGCCAUUAUGAGUGGAGCAGUCUUUGAGACCCUAGAAGGAAACACGAUUGAAAUAGGAUGCGAUGGUGACAGCAUAACAGUAAAUGGAAUCAAAAUGGUGAACAAAAAAGAUAUUGUGACAAACAAUGGUGUCAUCCAUUUGAUUGAUCAAGUCCUAAUUCCCGAUUCUGCCAAGCAAGUUAUUGAGCUGGCUGGAAAUCAGCAAACAACUUUCACAGACCUUGUGGCUCAAUUAGGCUUGGCGUCUUCUCUGAGGCCAGAUGGGGAAUACACUUUGCUGGCUCCUGUGAACAAAGCGUUUUCUGAUGAUACUCUUAGUAUGGAUCAGCGCCUUCUUAAAUUAAUUUUGCAGAAUCACAUAUUAAAAGUAAAAGUUGGCCUUAAUGAGCUUUACAAUGGACAAAUACUUGAGACUAUUGGAGGCAAACAACUCAGAGUCUUCGUAUAUCGUACAGCUGUCUGCAUUGAAAAUUCAUGCAUGGUGAGAGGAAGCAAACAAGGAAGAAAUGGUGCUAUUCAUAUAUUCCGAGAAAUCAUCAAACCAGCAGAGAAAUCACUGCAUGAAAAAUUAAAACAGGAUAAGCGCUUCAGCAUCUUCCUCAGCUUACUUGAAGCUGCAGACUUGAAAGAUCUUCUGACACAACCUGGAGAUUGGACCUUAUUUGUGCCAACCAAUGAUGCCUUUAAGGGAAUGACUAAUGAAGAAAAAGAAAUUCUGAUUCGGGACAAAAAUGCUCUUCAAAACAUUAUUCUUUACCACUUGACACCAGGAGUUUUCAUUGGAAAGGGAUUUGAACCAGGUGUUACUAACAUUCUAAAGACCACACAAGGAAGCAAAAUUUAUCUGAAAGGAGUAAAUGAUACACUUCUGGUGAAUGAAUUGAAAUCAAGAGAAUCUGACAUUAUGACAACAAACGGUGUCAUUCAUGUUGUAGAUAAGCUCCUCUAUCCAGCAGACACACCAGUUGGAAAUGAUCAGCUGCUGGAAAUACUUAAUAAACUGAUCAAAUACAUCCAAAUUAAGUUUGUUCGUGGUAGUACCUUCAAAGAAAUCCCCAUGACUGUCUACAGACCCACAAUAACAAAGGUCAGAAUUGAUGGUGAACCUGAAUUCAGACUGAUUAAAGAAGGUGAAACAGUAACUGAAGUGAUUCAUGGAGAGCCAAUUAUUAAAAAGUACACAAAGAUAAUUGAUGGAGUGCCUGUGGAAAUAACUGAAAAAGAGACACGAGAAGAAAGAAUCAUCAAAGGUCCUGAAAUAAAAUACACCAGAAUUUCUGCUGGUGGAGGAGACACAGAAGAAACUCUGAAGAAAUUGCUGCAAGAAGAGGUCACCAAGGUCACCAAAUUCAUUGAAGGUGGUGAUGGUCAUUUAUUUGAAGAUGAAGAAAUUAAAAGACUGCUUCAGGGAGACACACCUGUGAGGAAGGUACAAGCCACCAAGAAAGUUCAAGGAUCUAGAAGACGAUCAAGGGAAGGUCGUUCUCAGUGAAUAUCCAGAGACCGGACACCAAAAUUGAUAAAAUCCUAAAUCAAUAACUUGACCUUAAAGGAAAAUUAUAAGAACCACUUUGACGUCAG